Messenger RNA from Penicillium brevicompactum, 384 nucleotides. RefSeq lists its product as uncharacterized. Bases 1 to 384 code for a protein of 127 amino acids. The record is from RefSeq and is a predicted model, not a curated record. The transcript has 3 exons. Lineage: Eukaryota; Fungi; Ascomycota; Eurotiomycetes; Eurotiales; Aspergillaceae.
AUGUCUGACUCUACUUUCCACACCACCGCUCAGGACAUCCGCAAGGCUGAGUCCAAGCUUGCUCAAUCUCACGGUGGCAAGCCUCCUGCCAACUCCGAUGUCUCUCAACUGAAGUCCGUCAUCGACCAAAACACCAACAAGCCCGCCGAGGUCGAGAACACCAAGUCCAACUUGCCUUUGCCCGAAGACCCUCCCGUUGCUAGCGACUGGAACUCCUCGGACGCGCGCACUACUGCCGUCGGAUCUGGGCGCUUUGAUGGCUUGCGCGAGGGUGCUUCUGCCCACAGCAGUGCUCGCGUUGACGGCAACGUGCUGCACACCAACACCGUCCCUGGCAACUCUGUUGAUCCCCAGGCCACUGCUUCUCACGCCUCAAACCACUAA